Molecule: messenger RNA, 4382 nt
Organism: Siniperca chuatsi (mandarin fish)
Lineage: Eukaryota; Metazoa; Chordata; Actinopteri; Centrarchiformes; Sinipercidae
Gene: ucn3l
Product: urocortin 3, like
Exons: 2
Coding region: 2809-3288 (159 amino acids)
Biological process (GO): cellular response to nutrient levels; hormone-mediated signaling pathway; digestion
Cellular component (GO): extracellular region
Molecular function (GO): corticotropin-releasing hormone receptor 2 binding; hormone activity
Source: RefSeq, a predicted model, not a curated record
AUGUCAACAUGGCAACAUGCUGCACCAGCUCCACCACCAGGUUUCUUAAACUGAAAUCAGUUCCUCAAAGGGUUGCUCACUAACAAUAAUCAGUAUUUAAAGCAGAAAUUCCAUCAAAGUGACAGAUGAGUCUUUGACCAACAAGCCUCCAGAGAAUUUCGUCAUAUUAGUCACGAUUCUGCACUGCAAUAUACUCCCACAUGCUAAGAUGCUUAGAUCUGUGAGAUAUGGUAACACAGUCUACAGUGACAAGCUGUUCUCGCUGAACCACACCCCCUGCCAACCACAACUAGUCAAGACCUAAGAUAGUAUUGAAAUAAUAUCACUUAUUUCCAAAUAAAAUAGAAAUUAAAUAAUUUUCUCUGAAAACGUGGUUUCAGAUCUUAAAAAGUGCCCUGUGGAGUUUUCUUGUAAACAAGUUUACAAGCUUACAGUCAGUGUUACUCACCAAAAUGCAUUGUGUUUAUCUUUGAGGUCUAACAAAUGUGUUUCCUUCCUCCUAAAACAUCUGCAAAGUCAGAUUUAAAUCUUGUAUUGUCUACAUCCAUAUUUGCUUGCUAGCAGGCUUCUUCACUACCUUUGUUGACCCAUUGUUACGUUUUUUUGGGCCGUUACCGCCAUCAACUGUUGAUUAGCGGAAUGGCGUGAAACUAACAUCAGGAUGUGAAUUAUGCCGCCUGCGUGUUUAUUUAUUUGCACAAAAAAGUGUAUACAAAGACAUUCACGUACAUAUAUACAGACACACUUACACCUGCUCAGAUAUACAUAUACAUAACAAAAUUCUGUGCAGCAGAGUUAGGAAGUUAAAAGCUUAGAAGCUUACAAAGACCUCUCUUGAAAACUCAAGGCAAGAUCAACAGGAUUACAUUAAGUAAAAAUUAUAAGGCUACUACAAAAUAAAACUGCAAAUAAGAACAAAAUGUGAACCCACUCAUAAAAACAUUGCUCUAUAGCGCUACUAGUGGUCAGAAACUCCACAUGAUACCUUUAAGUAUUUCUUUAUAACAUUGAAAAUUUGUGGAGAAAAAAAACGUUCUUAGUUUUUAUUUGUUAAGAGUUAAGAACACUCAAAAACUCUGCUAAUCUGUUUAUGAGGAUUGUGAGGGUGUUGCUAAAUUUUGAUUGGUGAACGGAAACACAUGAAAUCACCUUUUUCUUUCUUUUUGCCUGUGAUAAUAUCUUGAAAUUCACUAGCCUCGGGACAAUGAAAAUGUUUAGACAUUUAAAAUAAAGACUCAAUACCAGGCUAAAAAAUGUAUGGUCAGUAGACCUUCACACCUAAGCUGAGCAAAAGGCCUUAAACCAGAUGAGUUCUCAACACAUCCUAUUUCAAGUGACUAACAACAACAUAAACCAGCAUAGUAAUGAAAGUGUGAUUUUUCCAUUGAAGUUGAAGAGGAGCAAGUUACUCUAUUUCAGAGAUCAAUUGCAGGGCAGAAGCGAGAGUGGGAGGACAUCUUAUUGCACCGUGUCACUGACUGAUUACUCCAGCUGUGAAGAUUUACAGUCAUAUUAAUCCUACAAUAAAGCUGACCAGCUCCUCUCACUCCUUCUAUGCUCUCUCUUUGUUUUGAAAUGGUAAUGUACAUCACUGCAGGUGGUCCCCACGGUGUGUGUUGCAUGUAAAACACAAUGUUCACCAGAUCUCAGAUAUCAGUCUUCUUUUGAAAUUAAAUUGCCAUAUAUAAAGCAUUUAAAUCAUACAUACUGGGUACUAAUAUCAAACACAGUUUGCGUGGUGUCAUUCACUUGAGUCCAUAACCUCAAGUUGUCAAUGAAGAAAUCUGAUGGGAAACACCUUUUAUAUGUGUCACAUACUGAAAGAGGGGACAAUGUAUCUUAUAUAUUUCACUGUCUGAAAUGCCAUGCAUGAGUGAGUAAUAUCAGGAGUAUUAUGCUAUUAAGAGGCCUUGUGAUGUAUUAAAGGGACCUACACUUGAGGAGACCUUUAUAUAACAAAUGUCACAAUAUAUCAUUAAAUAAUGUAUCUUUCACAGAGAAGCGAAAUUCAGUUUUCAGUGACUUAUGUAUGACACUGAGUAGCAUUCUUCUGCUUUAUAUGUUAUAUGCUUCUGGUUUUAGAAAGUGUUGUUUGAAUGAUGAAGCUAUCCUUGGUCCUGAAUGGGGGCUGUCCCUGGUUCUGAAUGGGAACUGUCCCUGGACCUGAAUGGGAACUGUCCCUGGACAUGAAUGGGGGCUGUCCCUGGUCCUGAACGGGAACUGCCCGUGGUCCUGAACUAGCAAUCUUACAGACCUGCCAUGAAACAUGUCUUCAAUUCUAAAAAUGUUUUUAAUUGGCUGGCAAAGUGUUAAUUUAAGGCGUACUGUGGUCAAUAAUCAUGUGAAGGGUAAAAACACUUCAACUGCAUGUAAAACACACAAAAGACUGCAUGAAAAAAAGUGUUUCCUUUGUUACUGUGGUCGUGAUGUCUCGUGUUCACCGACAGGAGGUCACAUUUACCAACUUUAUUUUUUAUUUUUUAUUUCUACAUCACUGCAUCACAGCCAAUGGGAUACUUCACAGCAAACCAAAAUGUCAACGGGAUGACGUUGUUGCUGGCGUAGGGCUGCAGUUUGAUGUCUCCUACUAAAUGAACGCAGUGGGAAUGGACGAGCAAGACACACUGCUGGUCAGACAGUGCGCACUGCUGACCUCCGCACACAUUAUCAAUUUAACAGGAUUUCUUAUACAUUUUUUAUUUGUAACGAUUUUUGCCUGUUUGUUUUUUCUUUGUAGAAAUACGUGUUGGUUGAUCUCUCUAACUGUAUUCUUUAUUAAAGGACACGAGUGGUCCCAGAGGACACAGCAUGCUGCCGUCCCUGAAGACCCUGCUGCUGCUCUCGGUCCUGUGCACACCGACCUCCAGCCUGUGCCUCCGCCUCUACCAGACCCGCACCAACCUCCUGUGCGACGACCAGAUCGCAAUCGGGGUCCGGAGCGACGAGGACGAGCCGGGUUACUCCCCCAUGGAAGGCUGGGGGUCCCUCCUGCAGUCCGCGGAGUAUCUCACCUCCUCCUCCUCUUCCUCCUCCUCCUCUUCUGCCGAGUCCAGCCGGGAAAAAAGGACUUCAAGUCCCGCAAACUACCGCUUCAUGAGCCGGACGAAGCUCAGAGGGCAGAUGCUCCGCAACAGCAGCAAAGGGGACCGGAGGAGCAGGCUGACCCUGUCCCUGGACGUCCCGACCAACAUCAUGAACGUCCUCUUUGAUGUGGCCAAGGCCAAAAACCUGCGAGCCAAGGCGGCCGAGAACGCGCGCAUGCUGGCUCAGAUUGGACGGAGAAAGUGAACAUGUUGGACAAACUUAGAUCUAACAGACAGCCAUGACCAGUGUUGGCCUCCUCGUUACUCAAAUGUAAUGACUUACUUCUUAUUCACUUUUAAAGUAAUUGUAUUGAUUUGUUUCUCAAGGGGAAGGGUAGGCCUAUUUUCUUUCUACUCACAUUACAGGUAAAAGAAGCAUUUCUAAUAUAAUUUGGUUGCUCUCAUGUGAAAGGUCCAUGGAAUCAAAAUCUCUUUUUCUUGUUGUUGUUGCUCCAAUCAAAACACAGGGGAAACCUCCAUUAGGGACAAUAAAUGUGAACUAAUGAAACUUUGUGACGAAAAGUUGGAUGAUGAUUCUUGAUUUUUUGUUUUUGCACAACUCAGCUUCAAACUCAUAAAUGACACAUAUGGCUGAUAAAUUUAAUAAAACUGCAGUUUGAGUUAAAAUCAUGCCUUCGUGGUGAGAAUAAUCCAUGUGUUUCUUGUGCACUAUCAGACAUUUUGUAGCAACAGUGUCACUAUCUUAAAUCAAGACAGCAGGUCAAAGUCAUGAACAAUAAGGACAAAGUUAUGUUACUUGUAUCAAGAUGAUUGGUCAUUUCAGGCAAGAAAACAUGUUUUGCAUUGGAAACAGGUGAAAUUGUCUCACUCUUUGGCCCUUAGGUUUUCUUUUUCAGUAAAAUUAAUGUUGAAUGUGCUUAGUUUGCCCCAGACUCAUCAAAUUUUAAAUCUUGAACUAAAGAGAAGAACAAAGCAGUUGUGAUGAUCAAUUCUUACAUCCUUAGCAAAAGACCAAUGACAUGUUUUGUAAUUCUAUUGCAUAAUCAUAACAUUUGAUUUGAUAUUAUGAUGUUUUUUCUCUCUUUGCUGCUUAAUGUAUUUAUCUACUAAGAGGUUUGCUGUUCAGAAGUUCACAUGGAGCCUAUAAUGAUUCCAGAUUCUAGCGUGAAACAUGGACAGAGGCAAAAACACAACACUGACACUGAAACACUGUACUAACCAACUGCAAGAUCAUGAAAUACAGUAAAAUGCAGAUGCAUGGGAAUGUAUGUGUUCAUCAGAUGUCUGUUAUUUUUAUACUCAAAAUUAUUUUUCCUCAAAUAAAGCAGAUGUAACUAA